GCCAUAAAGAGCCUCAACGUAAAAAAGCUCCACGUCAAUAGGUCACUCCUCAUGGAAUUGAAAUUGGUACGAGAACUGACCCACGAAAAUCUUGUCCGCGUUGUGGGUCUUUGCGUCGAAGAUCCGAACAUUUCCAUCAUAACUGAACUAUGCCCCAGGGGAAGCCUCAGGGACAUGUUAGAAAAUGAAGAAAUGAAUAUAGACUGGAUGUUCAAGUGCUCCAUCAUCACAGACUUGGUCGAGGGUCUAAACUACCUUCACGGGUCCCAAAUCCAGUACCAUGGCCGUCUGAAGAGCACGAAGUGCAUCAUAGAUGGAAGAUUCGUUGUGAAACUCAUUGACUUUGGGCUACGUCACCUGCACGUGCAGCUCCCUGAGCCCGAAGAGAAAAACCCGAGGACUAUGUUUUGGACUGCCCCGGAAAUCCUGCGUCUGAAAGAACCUCGACUGCAUGGCAGUCAGAAGGCAGAUAUUUACGCCUUCGCAGUUAUCUUGCAGGAGGUGGUAACACGAUCUGGGCCAUUUGAGUCGCUCGAACGACUCGGGCGCACAAGAAGUCUCAUGGAGCCGGAAGAGAUCCUGGAUCGCGUGAAGAUGGGAACAAUGCCUCCUUUCCGCCCGGAAGUGUCUCCGGACGAAUGCCCCGCUGAGGUCUUGAGACUGAUGCGCAGCUGCUGGGCGGAAUCUCCAUCGGAUCGCCCUUCCAUUGCUGAAGUCCGACACUGUGUGAAGAAAGUAACUAAGGGGCUGUCUGGCAAGAAUUUCUUCGACAACUUGCUUCAACGAAUGGAGCAGUAUGCAAACAACUUAGAAUCGUUGGUCGAAGAAAAAACGCAGUCCCUUCUAGAAGAGAAGAAACGAACCGAUGAGCUGCUCUACCAGCUACUUCCAAGAUACGUUGCCGACGAAUUGAAGAAAGGCUCCCACGUGCAACCAGAAGCGUUUGAUAGUGUGACUAUUUUCUUCAGCGAUAUCGUAGGAUUUACAUCUUUGUCUGCGGACAGUUCACCAAUGGAGGUGGUGACACUCCUAAACGACCUGUACACCUGCUUUGACGGCAUCAUCGAAAUGUACGACGUGUAUAAAGUGGAAACCAUUGGUGAUGCUUACCUCGUUGCUUCGGGGCUCCCAAUUCGCAACGGCAACGAGCACGUCAGACAAAUCGCUCGCAUGGCACUCACUCUCCGUCACAAGCUACGUUCCUUCAAAAUCAAACACCUGCCACAGCGCAAGCUACAGAUUCGUAUCGGAAUCCACUCUGGUCCCUGUGUGGCAGGAGUCGUGGGACUGAAGAUGCCAAAGUACUGCCUCUUUGGAGACACUGUAAACACUGCUUCUCGUAUGGAAACCACAGGAGAGGCCUUGAAGAUACAUAUCAGUUCUAAAGUGAAGGAACUAUUGGAGGAAUUUGGCACGUUCGAAAUCACUCUGCGCGGCGAAGUGCAGGUUAAGGGAAAGGGCACCAUGACAACGUAUUGGCUGGAAUCUGAGAGACCAUUAGACAGAACGGAAGUCGUCAGCGUACACUCCUAAGGUGGUUCUUGGCCAAUAUACUCUUCGAAAGGGAAACUGAAGGAGGCAGGACAUACCUUGGCAACAGCAGAGCACCUUCAGCUCCCUGUUUCUCCUCCAACGACGAAACAUUUCUUUUGAGACGCUCCCGCAAAACGGAGCUCUUUAUUCUUGUUCCUCGCGUACAGUCACUCUCAUUGACUGUGUGCCGCGUAAGCCUAAUCACCUACUAACUAAUCAGCCGUAGUGCUUCAGUGUUGUAUUUCCCCACGCGCAAGAUACAUAUCCAUGCAACUAGCGUCAUCGUUGACGUAUUCAUCUCACUUUUCCGUACGUUGGUUGUUUCAUUGAAAAGUUAUACCUCGAUAUUAAAUAUGGUAACAAUCUUGCGUUGA
Ornithodoros turicata is the source of this 1907-nucleotide messenger RNA. Its product is annotated as atrial natriuretic peptide receptor 1-like. The transcript has 13 exons. Lineage: Eukaryota; Metazoa; Arthropoda; Arachnida; Ixodida; Argasidae. The coding region runs from base 52 to 1533 and encodes 493 amino acids. Gene Ontology annotation, molecular function: guanylate cyclase activity; peptide receptor activity; adenylate cyclase activity. The record is from RefSeq and is a predicted model, not a curated record. Gene Ontology annotation, biological process: intracellular signal transduction; cGMP biosynthetic process; receptor guanylyl cyclase signaling pathway. Gene Ontology annotation, cellular component: plasma membrane.